Molecule: messenger RNA, 723 nt
Organism: Annulohypoxylon maeteangense
Lineage: Eukaryota; Fungi; Ascomycota; Sordariomycetes; Xylariales; Hypoxylaceae
Exons: 3
Coding region: 86-673 (195 amino acids)
Biological process (GO): post-translational protein targeting to endoplasmic reticulum membrane
Cellular component (GO): TRC complex
Source: RefSeq, a predicted model, not a curated record
CUCAUAAUCCAUCUUCAAUAUCGCAUCUAGACGAAGGAUCAUAAAACUUACCAUUCUUAUAACCUCAUCAAGUCAAGCCCGAAUCAUGUCGCAAAAAGUUCUCCGUCGCCGCGACCAGGCCCCGGGGUCCUCCCUGCAAGCCGUCCUCACAACCCAAGAGUACUCGAAAGGACCGAUCGCGAUUCCCAGUCCGCCUGAGAACGCGGACGAAGUGAAGGCCAAGUGCGAUUCAUUCCUGUUCGAGUCCUUCACCGUCGAGGACGCCUGGGAACUCGGACAUCACCUCUACGCGCGGCUCCUGCCCUUCGCGCCACAGAAGCCCACUCUCAUCUCCAUCUCACUGGCCACCGGGCAGGUCGUGUUUCAAUGCGCCGUGGGCUCUGGCACCGUGCCGGACAACGAGCUGUGGGUGCAGAGGAAGAGGAAUACCGUCCUGAGAUUCGGCACUAGUACUUGGUUCCAGCAUUGCAAGUAUGCCGGUGACGAGGAGGCGUUCCGGGUUAAGUUUGGGAUGAGCCCGGCCCAGGCUGAGAAUUAUGCUAUUCAUGGUGGUGGCGUGCCUAUUCGCGUCAAGGGCGUUGAGGGUAUCGUUGGUGUAGUGAUCGUUUCCGGACUGAAGCAGAAUGAAGACCAUGGGGUCAUUGUAGAUGUUAUCAAUGAAAAUUGGCAAUAAUGCAAUCGAAUACAUGAUGUAUAUACAUAUUUCGAAGUAAAUAAACAGUG